GACAAAUUUAUUAUAAAUUUGCAUCAAUGUUAUCUUCACCAAAAUUUAAAAUAAAUUCAAUUUCUUCCUCUAAAUUCUCUCCAUCUUUUCUACAUUUAUUUUUUACAUUAAUUAUUAUUUUGGUUAUUUUUGGAUCAUCAAAAAAUAAUUAUUGUUUAGCAUCACCUAAUCGUCGUCCAAUCCAAAUAACUCCUUUUUUGUAUUCUGAUGCAGUAAAUAUUGGAAGUGGAAAUGGAGAAAAUUUACCCAGCGCAAGAAGAGCUAUUUUCUCCCGAAGUCGUCAAUUUAUGCCUGAAGAAAGUUCUAUUGAUGGUGGAGGUGUUUCCUCCUCAAAUGGAAGAAUAAUGCAAAUAUCUCCAUUUUUCUAUUCCUCAUCAAAAAGAGAUUAA
Molecule: messenger RNA, 389 nt
Organism: Meloidogyne enterolobii
Lineage: Eukaryota; Metazoa; Nematoda; Chromadorea; Rhabditida; Meloidogynidae
Source: the annotation of a GenBank genome assembly